AGGAUCUCAGGGGUGAAUGGAGUCCAUGUGUGCAUGGUGCUGGAGGUCCUGGGCCACCAGCUCCUCAAGUGGAUCAUCAAGUCCAACUACCAGGGCCUGCCCGUGCCCUGCGUGAAGAGCAUCGUGAGGCAGGUGCUGCACGGCCUGGACUACCUCCACACCAAGUGCAAGAUCAUCCACACAGACAUCAAGCCCGAGAACAUCCUGCUGUGUGUGGGUGACGCCUACAUCAGGCGCCUGGCCACCGAGGCCACAGAGUGGCAGCAAGCUCCCUCCUCGGCCUCUCUGGUCCCGGCCCCUCCCCACCUCCCUGCCCCCCUGCCCCCCCCCGGGGUGAAGACCGGUAAGCUGUCGAAAAACAAGAGGAAGAAGAUGCGGCGCAAACGGAAGCAACAGAAGCGGCUGCUGGAGGAGCGGCUGCGGGACCUGCAGAGGCUGGAGGCCAUGGAGGCGGCGGCCCAGGCUGAGGACGCUGGCUCGAGGCUAGAGGGGGGCAGCGGCUCCACCUCCUCUUCCGGCUGCCACCCCGGGGGGGCCAGGGCCGGCCCCUCCCCCGCCUCCUCCUCCCCGGCGGCCGCGGGCGAGCGCAGCCUCAGCCCAGGCUCCCAGACCUCAGGCUUCUCGGGCUCCCUCUUCUCUCCGGCCUCAUGCUCCAUCCUCUCAGGCUCCUCCAACCAGCGGGAGACCGGGGGCCUCCUGUCCCCCAGCACACCGUUUGGUGCCUCGAACCUCCUGGUGAACCCCCUGGAGCCCCAAAAUGCAGACAAGAUCAAGAUCAAGAUCGCAGACCUGGGCAACGCCUGCUGGGUGCACAAGCACUUCACCGAGGACAUCCAGACUCGCCAGUACCGGGCCGUGGAAGUGCUGAUCGGAGCGGAGUACGGGCCCCCGGCCGACAUCUGGAGCACAGCGUGCAUGGCCUUCGAGCUGGCCACCGGCGACUACCUAUUCGAGCCUCACUCUGGAGAAGACUACAGUCGCGACGAGGACCACAUCGCCCACAUUGUGGAGCUUCUGGGAGACAUCCCCCCAGCCUUCGCCCUCUCAGGCCGCUAUUCCCGAGAGUUCUUCAACCGGAGAGGAGAGCUGCGGCACAUCCACAACCUCAAGCACUGGGGCCUGUACGAGGUGCUCAUGGAGAAGUACGAGUGGCCCCUGGAGCAGGCCACGCAGUUCAGCGCCUUCCUGCUGCCCAUGAUGGAAUACAUCCCGGAAAAGCGGGCCAGCGCGGCCGACUGCCUCCAGCACCCUUGGCUCAACCCCUAG
This is a messenger RNA of Neomonachus schauinslandi (Hawaiian monk seal), 1266 nucleotides long. RefSeq names its product SRSF protein kinase 3 (gene SRPK3). The transcript is spliced from 11 exons. Gene Ontology annotation, biological process: protein phosphorylation; spliceosomal complex assembly; regulation of mRNA processing. The annotation marks the transcript as partial. NCBI's taxonomy places the organism in Eukaryota, Metazoa, Chordata, Mammalia, Carnivora, Phocidae. The record is from RefSeq and is a predicted model, not a curated record. Gene Ontology annotation, molecular function: protein kinase activity; ATP binding.